AAUAGCUAAAAAGGCAAAAAAAAUUAAAAUAAAAUAAAAUAAACUUUCGAUGCUGGAUGUGAGCUCAUGCGAUGCACAAGGAAGGGCGCAGUGGAUGCCUCUUCCCUCCACGUUCAAGGCCAAGGGGCUCCUCCCUCUUGGAUCUGAGAGCCCCUGCCUGGCCCACGAGGCCAGGCUUAAGGGAAGGAGCAGCUAGGUGGGGCCUGGGGAGGGGGGGGCCUGGGACCUGGCCAGGCCCUUUAGCCAAGCCUAGGCUCUGACUGAAACCCUUCCUGCCUCCUGCUGCAGGGAUGGGAGAGGCAGCUGACACCUAACCUCACUCUCCCCAAAGGCCUCCCAGUGUCGGCUGCUGGUCCGGCGACCCUCUGAGUGUCUGAACUGGGACCCUUUUGAGAGGGAAAGGAGCAGGACUGGUGAUGGAUACGCCAGGUCCACUCGCAUGUUCCACAAACCAAUGCAUACGAUCACUCUGGCUAAUAGUUCCCAGCCUAGCAUGGGCUCAGGGGAGCCUCGCAACACUGCAUGGGCUCAGCCGGGCCCACACUGGCCGGUGGCCCGCUUGCUGGAUGCGAAAUCACACCAAGGCCGUUGUGCUGGUAGAAAGGAGCCCGGGUGCUCGUGCGCUGUCACGUCCUGUCCCGCUAGCUCGGCGGCAUCUGCCCUGUCCCUUCCCCUCACCCAGGCUUCCAGGCUUUGCUUUCAUCCCAAGGAAAAGAGGCUUGGUCUGCACCAUUCAUAGCCUGGGAUGCGCAUCAGGCCGGCCUCCAUCACUGGUGUCCCUCCUAGCUCUGUGACCUUGGGCCAGAAACUUACCCUCUCUGUGCGUUAGUUUCAUCACAUCUUCUCUGGGUCCCUGUGUUGAGGAACUAAGACCUAGCCCAGGCUCUGGCACACGUUGGGCGCUCCUUAAACACUGGUUGGUUGGAUGAUUGAAUAAAUGCUGGGAGAGUGGCUGUUCAUUUGGUGGCAGGAGUGGACCACCCACAGUGACCCAUGGACCCAUUAACUGAGCCCCUAGCACGUGCCAGGCCCUGUGCUGAAUCUUUUCUCUGCACAAUCUCCCUGGAUUCCUCCCGUCCUUGAAAGGGCGGUUAAGAUACGUGCCCCCAUUUUCCAGAUACAGAAGCCGCAGCACAGAGGGGUUCGGAAAUGAAAUGUGGGCGGAGUCACACAGCAAAGAGAGGCCACCCGGGUGCCGGAACCCAAGGCAGGGCUGUGAGCGCCCACGUGCAUGGCCGGCUCCCUCACUGCCCAGCUGGGGAAAGGGAGGCCCACAGGGAGCAGGUGACUUGCCCAAGGUCACGCAGGAGACGGUGGCGGAGGCCUCUAGAUCUCUGAGGGUUUCCGGCGCGGACCCCCCCUCCCCACGCGCUCCGGCCCCUCCAAUCGGCAGCUCUGCGUGCGGGGGCGCACCCCCCCCGCCCUGUCAGUCCGUCAGCCGGUCUGUCUGGGCGUCUAGGCGGGCGCAGCCGUGCACCCCCCACCCAGCCUGGGGCGCUGCGCAGGGAGAGGCAGGGCGUUCGCAGCGCCCGGCCCGCGCCCCACGCCCGCCGCCGACGGAAGGCGGCAGCGCCUGCGCCCGCGGCCCCCCAGCCGGUGCGCGGGAGUCGCCGGCAGCCGCAUCCCCGCUCUCUGAGCUCAGGAAAAGCCCAGCCGGGAGGCGCCUGCAGCCCGCCCUCCAGGAUGAAGAAGCUCCAGGGAGCUCAUCUCCGCAAGCCCAUCACCCCAGACCUGCUGACCCCCAGUGACCAGGGCGAUGUCGACCUGGACGUGGACUUCGCCGCAGACCGGGGCAACUGGACGGGCAAGCUGGACUUCCUGCUGUCCUGCAUCGGCUACUGCGUGGGCCUGGGCAACGUCUGGCGUUUCCCGUACCGGGCCUACACCAACGGAGGAGGCGCCUUCCUCGUGCCCUACUUCUUCAUGCUGGCCGUCUGCGGGAUCCCCCUCUUCUUCCUCGAGCUGUCCCUGGGCCAGUUCUCCAGCCUGGGGCCGCUGGCCGUCUGGAAGAUCAGCCCCCUCUUCAAAGGUGCCGGCGCGGCCAUGCUGCUCAUCGUGGGGCUGGUGGCCGUCUACUACAACAUGAUCAUCGCCUACGUGCUCUUCUACCUCCUGGCCUCCCUCGCCAGCAGCCUGCCCUGGGAGCACUGCGGCAACUGGUGGAACACGGCCCUCUGCCGGGAGCACCGCGGCCCCAAGGACGGCAACGGGGCCCUGGCCCUCAACCUCAGCAGCACCGUUAGCCCCAGCGAGGAGUACUGGAGCCGCUAUGUUCUCCACAUCCAAGGCAGCCGGGGCAUCGGCAGCCCGGGGCAGAUCCGCUGGAACCUCUGCCUCUGCCUGCUGCUCGCCUGGGUCAUCGUGUUUCUCUGUAUCCUCAAGGGCGUGAAGUCCUCGGGCAAGGUGGUGUAUUUCACGGCCACGUUCCCCUACCUCAUCCUGCUCAUGCUGCUGGUCCGCGGAGUCACUCCCGGGGCCUGGAAGGGCAUCCAGUUCUACCUCACGCCCCAGUUCCACCACCUGUUGGCCUCCAAGGUGUGGGUAGAAGCCGCUCUUCAGAUCUUCUACUCCCUGGGCGUGGGCUUCGGGGGGCUCCUCACCUUUGCCUCCUACAACACAUUCCACCAGAACAUCUACAGGGACACCUUCAUCGUCACUCUGGGCAACGCCGUCACCAGCAUCCUGGCCGGUUUUGCCAUCUUCUCCGUGCUGGGCUACAUGUCUCAGGAGCUGGGGGUGCCCGUGGACCAAGUGGCCAAAGCAGGCCCUGGCCUGGCCUUCGUCGUCUACCCACAGGCCAUGACCAUGCUGCCCCUCUCGCCCUUCUGGUCCUUUCUCUUUUUCAUGCUGCUCACGCUCGGCCUGGACAGCCAGUUUGCCUUCCUGGAGACCAUCGUGACGGCGGUGACGGAUGAGUUCCCGUACUACCUGCGGCCCAAGAAGGCUGUGUUCUCGGGGCUCGUCUGCGUGGCCAUGUACCUGAUGGGGCUGGUGCUCACCACCGACGGGGGCAUGUACUGGCUGGUGCUCCUGGACGACUACAGCGCCAGCUUCGGGCUGAUGGUGGUGGUGGUCACCACGUGCCUGGCGGUCACGCGGGUGUACGGCAUCCAGAGGUUCUGCCGGGACAUCCACAUGAUGCUGGGCUUCAAGCCGGGCCUCUACUUUAGGGCCUGCUGGCUGUUCCUGUCCCCGGCCACGCUCCUGGCCCUGCUGGUCUACAGCAUCGUCAAGUACCAGCCCUCGGAGUACGGCAGCUACCGCUUCCCGGCCUGGGCGGAGCUGCUGGGCAUCCUCAUGGGCCUGCUGUCCUGCCUCCUGAUCCCAGCGGGCAUGCUGGUGGCUGUGCUGCGAGAGGAGGGCUCGCUCUGGGAGCGGCUCCAGCAGGCCAGCCGGCCGGCCAUGGACUGGGGCCCGUCGCUGGAGGAGAACCGGACGGGCAUGUACGUGGCCACGCUGGCCGGGAGCCAGUCGCCCAGGGCCCUGAUGGUGCGCAUGCGCAGGUACGGAGGCGUCACCAGCUUCGAGAACACGGCCCUCGAGGUGGACCGCGAGAUCGCCGAGGAGGAGGAGGAGGAGUCCAGGAUGUGAGGCCGGAGCUCCGCGGACCGCAGGCCCCGCCGGCCCCUGGGGGUAGCUGCGCGCCCGCCGGGGUCCCCAGGGGCCCGAGGCUGUGGGCGGUGGCCACGGCGAUGCGGCUCCCCAGAGCACGUCCCUCUUUGGGGCCCCCGCCUCUCCUGGAACCUCUGUCUACCCCAGCCCAGGCCUCCUUCACAGACGGACAGACUGACACUGGGGGGCACUCGCCCCCCCAGUUACGUGGCAGAGGGGACCAGACCCCAGGUCCCCUGGCCAGGCAGCUCCCUUUCUCACGGGGCAGCUGGUUCCAGCCCUGGGCUCUCCUCCGGGCCCAGCCCCCUCCUCCUUCUGGGGAGCCCCUCCCAUACGCGUUGACAAAGCCGGAAUCUUGAGCUGGGCGCGGGCACUUGGGCUGUCACGAGGCCCACAGGGUCCGCAGCCCCGGUGAGAGAAAGAUGCCCGUGUGCUGACAGGCUUCCCGAGGGCCUGGACGGUGGGCGAACUGGAGAAAGGACGCGGAGGGCAGGGUGGGCCGGCCUCCGGCCAAGGCGCUGACCCAGCCAAGGUGCAGGGGUCAGAACCUCGCUGCCUUCUCCGCCCCUGGGGUCAGGAGGCGGCCUGGGCGAGUCCAAGGGCAGGGAGCAGGGAGAGUGGGGAGGAGAGGUGGUACCGGCUCCAGCAGGGCUCCCGCGGGCUGGAGACGGUCGGGGAGAGAGCCAGGCACGUGCGAGAUCACGUGCUUUAGACAGCGCGUCCUGGGUCAGUGUGCCGCGUGGAACAGAGGGAGGGCCCGGGGUGGAGACGGGAGGCCUGCAGAGGGCCGCCCCGAGGGCUGGGGCCUGAGCCUGGGUGUCGGGUGGGGACAGAAAGCAGGGGGCCCACAGCUUCCCUCGCUGGACCCCGUGCCGUCCAGAGGGGAGGUGGGCACGAGCAGCCUGCUCCCCUGGGGCAGCCUCUGUACCGGGCCCUCUCCUGGUCUCCCCAGCCCAUCUGUGCUCUGUCGUCUUAUUGUGAAUAAACGCCAGUGAAGUCCCCUUCC
This is a messenger RNA of Sus scrofa (pig), 4618 nucleotides long. It is a transcript of the gene SLC6A7, whose product is annotated as solute carrier family 6 member 7. Gene Ontology annotation, biological process: sodium ion transmembrane transport; amino acid import across plasma membrane; nitrogen compound transport. The record is from RefSeq and is a predicted model, not a curated record. NCBI's taxonomy places the organism in Eukaryota, Metazoa, Chordata, Mammalia, Artiodactyla, Suidae. Gene Ontology annotation, cellular component: plasma membrane. Gene Ontology annotation, molecular function: amino acid:sodium symporter activity.